GCGCGCUCUCCGCUGCCGCUCGUUCUUUGUCCUCCAUUGCAGCUGGUGUUCGCAGCUCCACCACACAGCGCAGGCCCGAAGUAGCGCAGCCGCUCUGAGAAACUGUAUUGUGUGAUGGAAGACCACACGGUGCAUCAAACGGAGCACAUGACAACCAUCGAGGCCCACGCCGUCUCUCAGCAGGUGCACUUAGCCACGUACACGGAGCACAUGCUAAGCGCUGAUGAGGAUUCGCCCUCCUCACCCGAUGACGAUGCUUACGAUGACUCUGACAUCCUCAACUCAACUGGGACAGAUGAGGUCACUGCACACCUGGCUGCUGCAGGACCUGUUGGCAUGGCAGCAGCCGCCGCCGUGGCAACUGGGAAGAAACGUAAACGGCCACAUAUAUUUGAGUCAAAUCCCUCAAUCCGAAAAAGACAACAAACUCGCCUGCUUAGGAAGCUGAGAGCUACUCUAGAUGAGUACACAACACGGGUUGGCCAGCAGGCUAUUGUGUUAUGCAUCUCUCCUUCUAAACCAAACCCUGUAUUUAGAGUGUUUGGAGCUGCUCCACUAGAGAAUGUGGUAAGGAAAUAUAAGAGCAUGAUUUUGGAGGAUUUGGAGAAUGCUCUGGCUGAACAUGCACCCCCUGGUGGUGGAGAACUCAGUUCUGAACUUCCUCCACUCACCAUUGAUGGCAUACCAGUGUCUGUAGACAAGAUGACACAGGCCCAGCUCCGAGCAUUCAUUCCAGAAAUGCUUAAGUAUUCCACAGGCCGUGGGAAGCCUGGCUGGGGGAAAGAGAGCUGUAAGCCCAUCUGGUGGCCAGAGGAUAUUCCCUGGGCUAACGUUCGCAGUGACGUCCGGACAGAGGAGCAAAAACAGAGGGUGUCAUGGACGCAAGCCCUGAGGACUAUCGUGAAAAACUGCUACAAGCAGCAUGGGAGAGAGGACCUGCUCUAUGCCUUUGAGGACCAGAUCACCACACAACAAGUUACCACAACAGCCACACACAGCAUUGCGCACCUGGUGCCGUCACAGACCGUGGUGCAGACGAUCAGUAAUCCUGAUGGAACAGUCUCGCUCAUACAGGUUGGCACUGGAGCCACAGUAGCAACACUGGCAGAUGCAUCAGAGCUGCCAGGUACAGUGACAGUCGCCCAGGUGAAUUACUCCACAGUGACAGAUGGAGAGGUGGAGCAAAAUUGGGCCACACUACAGGGUAGUGAGAUGACCAUACAGACUACGCAAGCAUCCGAAGCCACGCAGGCUGUGGCCUCCUUAGCUGAAGCUGCUGUCGCUGCAUCACAUGAGAUGCAGCAGGGGGCAACAGUUACCAUGGCGCUCAACAGACAUCUAUCUCAGAUCUGUCAGAGCCAGAGGGCCAUUUGUAGGCCAAGUAACCAAUAUCAUUCCCUGAGUGAAGCAGCAGCUCAUGCAGUGGCGACAUUAGCGGAAGCCACUCUUCAGGGCGGAGGGCAGAUCGUCUUAGCAGGAGAGACAGCAGCCGCAGUAGGAGCUUUAACUGGAGUUCAGGAUGCCAGUGGUCUCGUCCAGAUUCCAGUCAGCAUGUAUCAGACAGUCGUCACCAGUUUGGCGCAGGGAAAUCGACCUGUUCAGGUCGCAAUGGCUCCCGUAGCCACACGCAUCGACAAUACGGUAACACUUGACGGACAGGCGGUGGAGGUGGUGACCCUAGAACAGUGACAUACACUGCCCCUGCAGAUGUGUGGGACAGGAAGUUCCGCACAUACAUAAAGGAAGUAACUGCUGGAAAAUAUUGUAAAAAAUAAUAUUUUUACCUGUUAAUACAUCUGCAGGGGUCAAAAGAUUUUUUCUGUAUAUUUUUAUUUUUACCUUGUAAACAAUUAAUUGUCUUUAUUUUUCUGCUGAGUGUUAUCUUUGUUAAUGUUAGUUAAUUUUUUUUAGCUGAUGUUUGAUAAAUGUAUUGCAGAGUAUACUUAGAAUUAGUUGUAGACUAAAUCUUUUUCUACAGUUACAGUAAAAGGAAAUUAUCAACCAACAUUUUCACACGUCAAGAACUUGGUGGCAUAAUUUGUUUUCUGCAUUCGUUGUGGUUCAUUUUUCCCGUAUAAGGCAUUAAGUGUGUGCGCUCUCUCUCUUUUUUUCUCUCUCUCUCUCAGUUUUUAUCUAGGUUUGUGCUUAUAUAUAUUGUGAACCAACUUGUGCCAUGAUUUUAGUAUUAGAGCCCAUUACCCUUGACUACUGAGAUGGACAUGCAUACAUGUAUGGUUUUUGAUUUUUCUUGUUUUGUCACACUGCAAAACAUAGAAUUGUCAAUCAUGCAUUUCAUAUGAACUCUCAGUGGGGGAAAAAAACUAUGAUCUUGACUGAUUAAGUGGUAUAUUGAAUGAGAGCACCAUUUCCUGUUGGUACAGAUUUGCUUUGAAAUUUGAACACUGUCACUCAGCUCUAUUUAUAGUCUUUCAUUGAAUUGUACUAUUAAUAGAUGACUAUAAAUGUUGACUUACCAAUGACAAGGUGGAAGAUGUAGCACUCCGUAUCAUACUUUUUAUACUUCCGAAAAUAAACAACUUUACAUACGCAUAGCAUUAUGGAAAAUGAAUCUACAUAUUAUGAAACUGCUGGGGAACGUGUUUUAUUUAUUUUUAUUUAUUUUUCAUUAAUGUUUUUGUUUAGAUCUGUGCUCAUAUCCUUGAAAUCAUACACAAGACAAGGAAAUGUCAUAAGUGGUGUCAAGAUUUUGAAGUCAAGAAAACCACAUGUAUUUUGAAUUCUGGUGGUAUUACAUUGCAAAGUGGCAUAACUAAAAACUCAUUCUAUCUCUUUCAAUGUUUUUGUUAUAUUGUAUCUACAAUGCAAUAUACAUUUUUUGGUGUUUGGCAGUUUUCAAAUCAGAUCACCUGUACAGUAUGUGCAUUGACUUGCUUUGCUAUGUUUCCUGCUCUUGGACAGUUACAAUUUGUAUAUGCCUGUACGACCACAUAGUAUCAACCUUUUUAUGUAAAACUUGCAAAAUAUACAUUUUGAUGAAACCAAACCCUCCUACAUUGCUUGUCAGAAUGGUGGUGACAUUGUUUGGCACCACAUGUCAGAGUUUGUCUUUACAUUUUAUCCUCUCUUAAAAUAAAAUGGCCACUAUU
Messenger RNA from Xyrauchen texanus (razorback sucker), 3107 nucleotides. It is a transcript of the gene nrf1, whose product is annotated as nuclear respiratory factor 1. Gene Ontology annotation, cellular component: nucleus. The record is from RefSeq and is a predicted model, not a curated record. The transcript has 12 exons. Bases 115 to 1689 code for a protein of 524 amino acids. Lineage: Eukaryota; Metazoa; Chordata; Actinopteri; Cypriniformes; Catostomidae. Gene Ontology annotation, molecular function: DNA-binding transcription factor activity, RNA polymerase II-specific; RNA polymerase II cis-regulatory region sequence-specific DNA binding. Gene Ontology annotation, biological process: regulation of transcription by RNA polymerase II.